GAUAGAGAGAGGGCAGAGGCAACGGCCCUCUUCUGGAGGGGGGGCUUAUUAUAACAAAUAUAUACACACAUGUGUGAACUGUUUGGCCGCACGAUAGGUCACAUGUGGAUAACAGUUAUUUUAGAAAAGCAUACAACCGCGGCUUUACAUUUAAAAUGCCUAUUUUACUUUUCCUGUUAGACACGUCCGCCUCUAUGAAUCAGCGCACUUAUUUGGGUACGACGUAUCUGGACGUUGCUAAAGGCGCGGUUGAGGUCUUUAUGAAGCUGCGUGCCCGAGACCCGGCUAGUAGAGGCGACAGGUACAUGCUAGUUACAUUCGAUGAUCCACCAUACGGAGUGAAGGCCGGCUGGAAGGAGAACCAUGCAACUUUCAUGUGCGAGCUGAAGAAUCUGCAGGCAUCUGGGCUGACUACACUAGGUCACGCUCUUCGCACAGCCUUUGACCUGCUUAACCUCAACCGCCUUGUCUCAGGCAUUGACAAUUAUGGACAGGGACGUAACCCCUUCUUCCUGGAGCCAUCUGUGAUCAUCACUAUCACUGAUGGGAACAAGCUCACACACAGCUCUGGGGUGCCAGAUGAGCUGCACCUGCCUCUGAACUCUCCUUUGGCAGGCAGUGAACUGACCAAAGAGCCCUUUCGGUGGGACCAGCGUCUGUUUGCCUUGGUCCUGAGGCUGCCAGGAGCAGCAACACCCGACAAUGAACAGCUCGGCAGCGUCCCCACAGAUGAGUCUGCUAUCACCCAGAUGUGUGAAGUCACUGGAGGGCGAUCGUACUGUGUACGGACACAGAGGAUGUUGAACCAGUGUCUGGAAUCUCUGGUCCAAAAGGUGCAAAGCGGCGUUGUCAUUAAUUUUGAGAAGACAGGGCCAGAUCCGCCUCUCAUUGGGGAAGAGAACUCAGUGGAGUCAAGUCGUCCUGUGUCAUCCUUCAGCCCACAGCCGUGGCACAGUUGCCACAAACUCAUCUACGUGCGGCCGAACCCAAAGACCGGAGUGCCAGUUGGGCAUUGGCCCAUACCAGAGUCCUUCUGGCCGGACCAGAAUUCUCCCACACUGCCGCCUCGCUCUGCUCAUCCCAUGGUGCGUUUCUCGUGUGUGGACUGUGAACCCAUGGUGAUUGACAAACUCCCCUUUGACAAGUAUGAACUGGAGCCUUCUCCACUCACCCAGUACAUCCUGGAAAGGAAGUCUCCACACAUGUGCUGGCAGGUGUUUGUCAGCAGCAGUGGGAAACAAAAUGACCUGGGACAGCCAUUUGGGUACCUUAAAGCCAGCACGACUCUCACCUGUGUCAACCUGUUUGUCAUGCCUUAUAACUACCCAGUCCUUCUCCCACUCCUCGAUGAUUUGUUUAAAGUGCACAAACUAAAACCAAACAUCAAGUGGCGACAGGCCUUUGAGAUGUACCUGAAGACAAUGCCUCCAUACUACCUCUUGCCCUUAAAAAAGGCGUUGAGGAUGAUGGGUGCACCUAACCUUAUUGCAGACACCAUCGACUGCGGCCUGAGCUACAGCGUCAUCUCAUAUCUAAAGAAGCUCAGCCAGCAGGCAAAGAUUGAAUCAGAGCGUUUAAUCGUGUCCGUGGGGAAGAAGGCUCCCCAGGAAACUGGCAUAAAGGUGAAGAACCACUCCAGCUCUCUCUCUCUGGCCCACCGGCGAGACUUCAAGCAGCUGCUUCAGGGAAUCACCGGGGAGGGGCCUCUUCGUCUGGUGGACCUCAACUUCAAAGAGUUCGCCGGCUUCCAGAUCGCCCUGCUCAACAAGGAUGUAAAACCUCAGGCUUAUCGAAAUGCCUACGACAUCCCAAGACGGAACCUUCUGGAUCAGCUCACCCGCAUGCGCUCCAAUCUGCUGAGGACAUCGCAGAAACUGAUCCGAGGGCAAGACGAAGACUACCUGCACAGUAUUCCAGUGGCUCAGAUGGGAAACUAUCAGGAGUACCUAAAAAUGAUGCCAUCUCCUCUCAGAGAGAUUGACCCUGACCAACCUAAACGUCUGCACACAUUUGGGAAUCCUUUCAAACAGGACAAGAAGGGCAUGAUGAUCGACGAGGCAGAUGAGUUUGUAGCGGGCCCUCAAAGUAAGAAAAGAGGAAAUUCCAAUGAUUCCAACUCGAGUGCUACUAUGAAGAGAAGGCGAAGUAUGUCCCCGUUGCUGCGGCGGCCACAGACUCCACCAGGGAACACCAACCAUGUGGUGGGAAAGAGUCCGGUAGGAGUUCAAGGGCAGCAGAACCUCAUUAAACCCAUCCCACAGCACAAAGGAGUGGAUGGCAACAACUUGGUGGUCCCUGAGAGUAAUGGUGACGGGGUUCUUGGGCCUGAGUCGGGGGACAUCUGGCCCACUGAGAUGGACCCUGUGGCAGGAAACCCAUCCUCACUGACCCUGGAGGAGAAGACCGGGGUGGGAGCAGUGGAUCGGGGAGAGGACGUCAACAUGACGGAGGAGAGACUCGUGGAAGACUGUUUAGACGAGCAGCCGCUGGAGGAGAAACACAACUGUGAACGGCUGAGUCCGCAGAGCCAGCUGGAGGCCUCUGAAGUUGACCCUGCAGUGCUUGAGACCAUUUUUAUAGCUCCGCUUGAUGGAAGCCAAGCAGAGCUGCGGACGCGGGUCAUAAAAGAGGUCCGCAAGCCCGGGCGAAACUAUGAGGCAAUACUUUCACUACUGCAGCAGGUGAAAGGACCACUUAAUGUUCAAAGGUACUUCAUCCAGCAUGCUAUCAAAGAGGCUGUCAGGUUCAAGAAGCGGGUACUGAUCCAGCAGCUGGAGUUGGCCCUCGCUGAGUUGGAGGAGAGGCACGUAACAUCCUCACAGCUUCCCAACGACCAUGGCAGAUAGUGAUGAAUCCAUCUUUGCUUUGUGACUGAACUAUAUUUGGUUCACCAUUUGAAAAUCACCACCAUAAAAGAGAUGUCCUUUUUGAUUGGCCUCAAAAAGACAAACUGGGGAACUAGAGGAGGAAAAGGACAAGUGCACUGAGAGCAGAUGCUUCUACUGUCCCUGUGCUGUUACAUCACAUCCUGUUUGAGGCGGAGGGUAAGGGGUUUAACUGGAGGAGGAGCCUUCAGCACAGAUCCACUGAGGAUGAGUAAAGAGACUUUAAAUAUAAUCCUCUUCAAAUUGACAGAUGCCUUAAACAUCCAUACGGCUUUUGUCUGUAUCGGCACAUUGUUCAGAAGACACACACACACUCCGUGAGACAGACACACAGUAAGCUGGCAGAUCCCUUAAUGGCAGAGCAAGGGAUGGACAGGAUUAGUCCUGUUAUUGUUAUUCUUUAAAAACAGACCUUUCUUCAGCUGGUCUGAAAAGUGUUUGUAAAACUGCAACCAUUUUUUUCUAGAGUAAUAAACCUGAUGUAGCUGUCUGGCUGUCAGGAGAAAUCUGUUCCCACUGGGCACCCCUCAUGUUUUCAGUGUUAGAUCUGCAUAAAGGAUGCACUGAUGUCGAAACUGUUACCCAAUAUUUUCCCAUUCUUAUUGGAUGAUGUUGAUAUGCAGUAGCAUUAGUGGUGGACAAUAUGGAUAAAAUCUGUGAGCACAUGUGUAACUUCGUGUUGCAGUAGCAACAUAAGUGGUGAUAUAUCAACACUUUACUGGAACUUCUAUUGAGAAAACUCCAACACAUAAAAAAUACCCAGAUGGAAAUGUGUAUUUUUGGAGAAUCCAGUCAGAUACUCCGUCCGUACUUCAGACAGAUACUCCGUCACACUGAUACAGUGAUGUUGUAUUUCCAAUAUUUCCAUAUGAAAGGGAUUGUUACCCCAGUAUACAGUGAAUUCUAAAGCAAAAUCAUGAUUGGUAGACAAAUUUCUCUCAUCUCACAGGACAGCUGCCAUAUUGCCCACCCAUUUUAGUUCAUAAAAAGGAAAAAGAUGAAACUUCACACAAGGUCAUGAAGUCAAUUUUAAAUGUCCAAACUAUUUUGUUACUAAUUUGACAGUUAUACUGACAUUUCCCUGGAAACAAACGUCACACAGCAACAGUGCUUUUUAAAGCUGAAAUUGAUGAACAUAGUAAAUAGAAAUAUCAGUGUUUUUCACAUUAGUGUGUUGGACCAGAAAUGGACUCAUUGUGUCCAUGAAACACCUCACCCAAGACUGUUGUCUUUGCUGAGUUAGUGACUGUGCAUCAGUGUCUUCUUACCUGCCAUUACAGCAAUAGAACAUGGGUUCAGUGAAUGCAGCUAUUGAUAUCCCAAAACACACACACACACACACACACAAAUCUUCCUCCUCCAGCACAACAAACACUCCAUUGAUUCCCAGAAUUACCACUUUAUUCAGAGGAAUUUCUGCAUCUGUCCGGGCUCAGUGGACUUUAACAGCUGGUAAUUUACCCUCUGCAGCUUUUUACAUAAACCCGAGUUAGCGCUCCUCCUUCGUUCUCCCCGUUUUUACCACAGAUGUACACUACUUUUUAAUGUUCAUAAGGAAUAUAGAUUAUUUUUGUGAAUUUGUUUAUUUCAGAGUAUAAGAAAUAUUUUGAAAGAAAAUGUUUAAAGCCAAUUUUUGUAAACUGUUGAGAACAUAUACAAAGUGUAAAAUUUUAUGAAACUUACUCUUUUUUUUUAACAAAAGAAAAAAUAAACCACGGAUAGAAUGGUA
Molecule: messenger RNA, 4614 nt
Organism: Toxotes jaculatrix (banded archerfish)
Lineage: Eukaryota; Metazoa; Chordata; Actinopteri; Toxotidae
Gene: ints6l
Product: integrator complex subunit 6 like
Exons: 18
Coding region: 156-2846 (896 amino acids)
Biological process (GO): snRNA 3'-end processing
Cellular component (GO): integrator complex
Source: RefSeq, a predicted model, not a curated record